Messenger RNA from Vigna radiata var. radiata (mung bean), 499 nucleotides. RefSeq lists its product as uncharacterized. The coding region runs from base 172 to 411 and encodes 79 amino acids. The record is from RefSeq and is a predicted model, not a curated record. The transcript is spliced from 2 exons. Lineage: Eukaryota; Viridiplantae; Streptophyta; Magnoliopsida; Fabales; Fabaceae.
UCUAGCAAUAGGAUCAGUGCAGGUGGCUAACCGGCACCUAAUUCUCUUCUCUGCUCUACUUCAUGUUGCAUUCAACUUCUCGAUAAGAUAAAAGCUUCAACAUAUAUAUGUAUAUAUAUAGUAAGCAUAUGAAUGAGAAGAUGAAUUAAGAAGAUAUUAAUUAUUUGAAGAAUGUGCUGCUGCUCUGAAGACUGUAAAUGCAGGCCACUUGGGUUUCUGUUGGGCCUGCCUUUUGCCUUCUUGUCUCUUUUCAUCUCCCUUGUGGGUGUGCUUGUUUGGAUUGUUGGGUUGAUUUUGACGUGCAUAUGUCCUUGUUGUCUUUGCGUGACCAUCAUAGUAGAGUUUGCUCUGGCGCUCAUCAAGGCUCCUAUUGUGGUGAUGGAGUGGUUCAUCUCCAAGAUUCCGUGUUAAAAUAAUCUUUCUAUUUUCAUCUUAAAUUAUAAUGGUUUGGUACAUUGUCUUUUCAUUAAUUAUUUCCAUAUCAUAAUUUUCUGAUUGA